UAACCUGAACAAGACCAACUUUGUGUGUUUAGUCAUCUUUUCUUCUGUCUUUGACGAACCUAACUACUCGUUCCUUACUGUUUCCAACACUUGCUCUUCUGCUGAGGAUUGGUGUGGAUCUUUACCCACCAAGUCCCAGAUUGUGAUAUUAAUCUUCCAUCAGAUACACAUACGAUCAGAGGAGAGGUAGUCAAAUGCAAAAGCACCCUUAAGGCACUGGAGGGGUUUUAAAACCUUGAAGCAAGGCGUGUUAGAAAAUGCUAGUCCUAAUCUGAAAAUGGAAAACGAUCAAAGAGCUGGUGGUACACAAGAUAGUUCAAUAAUGAAAUCUGUUGAUCAAAGAAUACGCUCUAAGGGGCGUAAUGACAUAAUGACUCGCCGUCUGAAGAAUCGAGAGAGGCAACGAAGGUACAGGGCACGAAAGCGGCUAGAAGCUGAAACAAAGAAGUCAUUUGUUGUGGAAGAGACACCAGCUGUAAAAGUUGAACAACCACCGAAUGGGAACUACAACAACAACUGCAUGACCCGCAUAUAUUGUAAACGAGAUUGGAAGAAGGAUGCUAGACGUGCCCAUGUGUUAAAACAUGAACAAAUGAAUAGAUCUAUUGAUCCUCCAACCAUAACUAGCAUGCCUGAGAUGUCUUGCUUAGCCAUUGGAAAUAAGUCAGAAACAGUGCCAGAGAAGGAAAUUCAGUCUGAAUCUUCUAGUAUUGUUAGUACUGAAACUCCUAGAGUGGCGCUGAGUCGAAGAAAUUGGAAAGCAGAAGCUAGAAGAAAGAAAAACUAGUUGGCUCUUCAUUUCACGUUUUAAAAAGAGCUUUGAAAUGAUCAGGAUCAACGAAAAUCUGCUUCAUUUUCUACGUUAUUCAUUCAUACCUUUCAUCACAGACGUAGAAAGGGCAUCAAAGAAGAUACCUGCCUGACUCUGCUCAUUGCUUGAUGUUUGGCACAGAGCUAAUCAGAAGAUCAUCUCCACAGUGAAACGGAUUUUUUAUGACAUGUUGAGUAUGCAGGUAGAGUUUUCAACUUUAGUGCAACGUAUGUUUGAGAAACAAACUAUCAAUCUAUUUAUGAAUUUGUAAUAUAUAAAUCUUGAUUUACGAAAUAAGAUGCUCUUAGAAGUCAAUCUCA
Molecule: messenger RNA, 1131 nt
Organism: Vigna umbellata (rice bean)
Lineage: Eukaryota; Viridiplantae; Streptophyta; Magnoliopsida; Fabales; Fabaceae
Product: FAM50A-like protein
Source: RefSeq, a predicted model, not a curated record